Anas platyrhynchos (mallard) is the source of this 5218-nucleotide messenger RNA. It is a transcript of the gene TRIM25, whose product is annotated as tripartite motif containing 25. Lineage: Eukaryota; Metazoa; Chordata; Aves; Anseriformes; Anatidae. The record is from RefSeq and is a predicted model, not a curated record. Gene Ontology annotation, molecular function: protein binding; zinc ion binding.
CGUUUGCCGGAAAACCUCGGCCCCAAGUUUCGUUUCUGGGCAGCUGAGGAGCGGCGGCGGUGGCUGCGGGUGGCACGGUCGGGACGAUGGCGGCGCUGACCCGAGCCGUGUCCGAGCCGAACCUGGCGGGGCUGGAGGAGGAUCUGACCUGCUCCAUCUGCCUCUCCCUCUUCGACACCCCCGUGACGGUGCCGUGCGGCCACAACUUCUGCGCCUCCUGCCUGGACCUCACCUGGGCCGAGCUGGAUGCCGGCUUCAGCUGCCCUCAGUGCCGGACCACCUUCCCGGGCCGGCCUCAGCUCCGCAAGAACACGGUGCUGUGCCGGGUGGUGGAGCAGCUGCAGGGCUGCACCGCGGCCGAGGAGCAGCAGAAGCAGGAGGAUGAGGAAGAUGAGGCGGUGGCGGAGGAAGCAGCGUCCCCCGUGUACUGCGACAGCUGCCUGCAGGCUCAUGCAGCACAGACGUGCCUGACCUGCAUGGCCUCCUUCUGCGCCGAGCACCUGCAGCCGCACCACGACAGCCCGGCCUUCCGCGACCACCAGCUCUGCCCACCCGUGCGUGACCUGCAGCAGCGCAAGUGCUCGCAGCACAACAAGGUCUUCGAGUUCUUCUGCAAGCAGCACGGCACCUGCAUCUGCUCCCUCUGCCUCCUCAGCCACAAGCUGUGUAACGCCAGCCCCCUGCAGCAGGCCAAGGCUGAAGCUGAGUCAGCACUGAAGAAGAAACUGACAGAGCUGCAUAAUCACAGUGAAAAAGCCACUCGAGCGAUGAACUCUGUGAAAACAAGCCAAACCCAAACUGCUGAGACAGCUGCCAGAAAGCGAGAUUUGAUGAGAAACGAGUUCUUGGAAAUUAAAGCUUUGAUUGAAGAAAAAGAAAACCAGAUCUUUAAAGUAAUCAUGGAAGAAGAAAAAAGAGUUUGCACUAAGUUUGAUUACAUUUAUACUGUUCUGGGAAGUAAGAAGAAUGAAAUUCAAUCUCUCAGAGACCAGAUUGAGAUGGCACUGACAGAACAUGAUGACGUUCUGUUUUUAAAGAGAGCAGCAGCACUGCAACGAGCAUCAACAAAAGAGGUUUUUGUGCCUGUAAUUGAAAUGGACCAAAACUUGAUACAUACUGCUUAUCAGUCUGCCAUUAACCUUAAAGAAAUGGUCAAGCUUACAGUGAGUCAGCCUAAGGAGAAAAAAACAGAAGGAUGCCAUUGGCCUUCUUGGCCACAAGGGCACAGUGCUGGCUUAUGGUCAUCCGGCUGUUUACCAGGAACCCCAGGUCCCUUUCCCCUACGCUGGUCUCCAACAGAGAAACAAACAGCUAGGAAAGCUAAGCCCCCUCAAGCAGCUGCACUAAAUAGACCUGUUCCUGGGAGAAAGCCGGUUGGACCACAGCGUCCAAACAAAGAGAAAAAACCUUCCCAGGUUCAAGAACCUUUGCAGGAGGAGGCAGAUAACCCGGACAAAAAGUUUUCCAUUUCAUUUGGAGCACCAAACACGGGAGCACCAAGCACAGCAGCAACAACUGCAGGAGCAUCAAAAGCUGCAACUGCGGCUAAUACAAAAGAUCUUAUUAGCAGCUUUCUUCAGAAAGACAGAGAGGAGCUUUUGCAGUAUGCUGCUAACAUCACCCUGGAUUUCAACACAGCUCAUAACAAAGUGCAUCUGUCUGAGAGAUACACCAAGAUGUCUGUCUCAGACACCCCCCUGAAUUAUAACCACCACCCUCAGCGUUUCACCUAUUGUUCCCAAGUGCUGGGGUUCCAGUGCUUCAAGAGAGGCAUCCACUACUGGGAAGUAGAACUGCAGCAGAAAAACUUCUGUGCCAUUGGCAUCUGCUAUGGCAGCAUGGACCGGGAGGGGCCAGACAGCCGCCUGGGUAGGAACAGCAGUUCUUGGUGUAUUGAGUGGUUUAAUUCCAAAAUUUCAGCCUGGCAUAAUGAUGUUGAAAAGAAUUUACCCAAUGUGAAGGCUACCAAGAUUGGCGUGCUGCUGCACUGCGAGGGAGGCUUUGUGAUUUUCUUGGCUGUUGGGGAGAAGCUUAACUUGAUUUAUAAAUUCAAAACCCAGUUUACUGAGGCACUGUACCCUGCCUUCUGGGUAUUUUCAAGUGGCACUGUUCUCUCCCUCUGCCAAAUGAAAAAGUAAGGUCUGAUAUCUUAAUGUAGUUUGCCUGGGUAUUUACAUGCAGAUAAUCAUUCCUUGCAGUAACUUAUCUUAGUAGCUAUAACAUGUAUUUUACAAGUUCAUGAGCUAUUAACUUGCCUGUCUUAGUCAAAGCAGUCUCAAAAAAUGUUUUAAGGUGAAAAUCAAUUUUUCAGCAGUUUGGAGUAUCUGGUGAUUCUUUGGUCUGAAUUGCUAAAACCUUUAGAUAGUAAUUUAGUAAAAUGUUGAUGAUAGUAAAAAAAAAAACAACAAACACACAGUUAAAGGGUUUGCAAAAACCUUGGCUGUCCUUCCAAAAGCAGUUAUCAUAUGAUCUGCUCAUAAAAGGCUGCAGUAGCUGCUGUGGCUUCUGCAGUUUCCUGUAAAGGAUCCCCAGAUGUAGUUUUCAAGUCUGUAAUAGCCUUGAGUCUGGGUAGCAGUACAUGAGAAAGAAACGAGGAAUUCCUUGAGAAAUUCAGGUUUCAGGCUUUGAGGUUGGUCUCAGUUUUACCUUAAUUCUUUCUCUAUAUUCAGUCCACUGUCUGUAGUCCAGAUUUAAAAUAUACAUGUUCUUAGUGUGAGAUGGCCAAUGAGAUGCUGCAGAAUGAACUAUUGAAAUCAGUAAAUUCAGGUCUUGUGACAGCUAUAAAAUUAAGUAUGACAAAUCUCAUCAGAAGGGAAUGCAGAUAUUUUUAGAGUUGAUGGAUAAGAAAAUGGUAUCAGAAUCAUCAGGUAAUGAAUUGCUGAAGGAAGAUUUCCUGCACAGUAGUAGUGUGGAUCCUGUAAUAAUAGAGUUCGUGGGUUGAAGCAAUCUGUCUCAUGUUCUGACCCAGAAUAUGCUUCACAUCGAAGGCUCUUCAGUGUUUUGUGUGUUGAGGAGUUCAGGGAGCCUAUUUUUGGCUUGCAUAGGAGCAUAAAUGUGCCGUUCACUUUAUGACAGGAGACCCUGCUUUCUUUUCCUCAUUGUGAGGCAGGAUAUUCUCUGCUGGCAUAUUUUUAGUUGCUUAGUUGGUAGAGACUGGAUUUCCUACAGUGUGGUUAUGUUACUGGGACUCUGAUUUGAGGAGCACAGUACAUAGAGAAUAUUUCCUCUGUGUGUGAAGCCUGCACACAGGGGAGUCUUUCGAAACAGAGAGGGAAUUAGCACAAAGGAGAAUACACUUCAACCCCAACUGGAAUGGAUUUCUAAUUCUCCUGGUGUUCUUUCCUUUGGGUUGUAGUAUGUCUCCAGAAGUCCUCACCAUGCAUAGAGGACUGUACCUCUGUAUUUCUUAAUUACAACUUUAAAAGAAUUAGUAGGCAACCAUGGUACUUGGAUCUCAUAGUUAUUGGGCCUGUAUCUUGGUAACAUCUCUGGACUUACCAUGCCAGCUCUAAUUUCUUGGAGUAGGUCAUGAAGAACAGAGAGAAUUCCUGGACUCUGAUAGGACUGAGUAAUAAAACACAAAGCUACAGCUGACAGCUUGAAAGGGAAUUGUUGGAAUGCUCAAAGGAAUCUCUGACUACAUUCCAUAUUGAUUGAAGUGGGAGACUUAUAGGGAUUUAGGCUUUGGUGUCUCCGUUUACUUGGUUUGUAAACUCUCAGUACAUUGUCACAGGUAGCCCAAGUCCAAUAGGAUGUGUCUAUCUGUUUGGCCAGAAUGGGAUAUGGAAUUUUUGCUGGAUCUAAAAGUGCAAUGGCUGUCUUUGGAGUGGUUGUCCUGCCUCAAGGGUCCAUGCCUUCCAAAGCACAGUCAGCACUAAAACUGUCAAAUUAAGCAAAACAUUUUGAAAGGUGAGGAAGGAGGAUGUGUCCUGUUUGAAGCAAAAAGUACACUGAAAUAUUUUUUUCUGCAGUUCCAGUUUGUCAGCUGUGGGGACAUGAGCAGUUUGGUCUGAGAAAUCUUGUCCCUUUGGCUUCCUAACCAUAGCAUAGGGCUGCAGACCCACUCAGUGGGGUGCUGAAAGUGUACGACAUCCCCCCUUCAUGGCUCUUCACUUCUCAAAGUGCCCCAGCAACUUGUGCAGUGGAGAAACUCCACCUCUUCUCGUCUUCUGUUGCUUGCUCUUUGACUUUCAAAGGGGUGUCAGAGUUAACCUUUAAAGUCUUUGGGCUUCUUUAGACAUAGUAUGGAGUGACACUCAACAGAUGGACUUAAUGAUCUCAGAGGUCUUUUCCAACCUAAAUGAUUCUAUGAUUCUGUGUUCAAGCUAACGAGAGAAGAGUUCUUACUCUGCCACACUGGAUAAGGGUAGAUUCUUUAAAUGUGAUAUGGGUAUGUAACACGUUAAGACAUGUUCUGGUUUACUAUGGGCAGUGAAACAAGCCUGCCCCUGCACUAGUGAUUCCUGUUUGGUUUUGUGCUUUGAAUGAAUUAAAAUAGUAGAAUGAGGGUCAGUUAAUUUAGAACAAAAUGAGAAAUGCACAGUUGAGUUGUCACACUUCUGAAAACCGGUAUUUCACUUAGUUUCAGAGAAUAUAUCCUUUGCAUAUAUAAAAAUAGUGGGGGCAGAUGUAUCAUUAGAAUAAAUUAUCAGUUACAGCAUGACAAAUAACAACUAAAGUUUUUACUCAUCCAGUAAGAGUAUCAAAGCUGUACUGGUUUGUAAAUGAAAUGUAGACACGAGCAUAAAUUUCAAUUACACUUCUCUUUUUAAUACUGCAAAGAAAUUGAUUAUCCAGUAUAGGAAGAGAACUAAUUCUGGUGUUAAUAAAGCCAUGAGUAUGUGGAAUGAUUUGCAUAUUAAUGUGUAAGUGAUGGUAACUGGAUAAAUGCUUGCCCACUGAAUGCCCUAAUCUGCAUUAAUCUCUUCUUCCAUUAAAUAAAUCAGUAAAAUACUGUAGUUAGAAAAAUAAAUGCUUAUGUAAGUACAAACCUGAUGAUUGUACUGGUAUCAGCUAUGUGCUUCAGUAUGUACGUUAUAUGCUAUUUGAUAUAGAUGUUUCAGCUAGACAGCCUUGUCAGGGCAGUAGACAUGGAUUUUAUGCCAUCUGCUUUACUGUUGUACCUACAAAUUUUCGAGAAGAUGAUUUCUGAUCUUUUAAAUUUUCAAGUGAAUGAAAUGAUAUUUUGAAUUCAAUAAAUAUUCUUGGUAAACUCUAA